CCAGUCCCUUCCCAGAUCCCAGUCCUUCUCUGGAUCCCAUUCCAAAUCCCAGUCCCAGAUCCUGGUCCCUCCCUGGCUCCCAUUCCCAAUCCCAGUCCUGGAUCCCAUUCUUGAUCCCAUUCCUGAUCCCAGUCCUCCCCCUGCCCUGUCCUUCCUUAUUCCCAGGACUCCAUUCCUCCCUUCCAGGCUGCCCCGGUCCCCGCCGUGUCCCGGCCCUGUCCCGGCCCUGUCCCGGUGCCGCCGUGUCCCGGCUCUGUGGCUUUAAGGGCGCUGCCCGGGGCCGAAGUCCGCGGGCCCGGUGCUGGCGGCGGGGCCGGGAUGCAGCUCCCGGCGGGCCCGGCCGCCCUGGCCGCCCCCCUGCUCGCCCUCCCGCUGGCCUUCGGUGCCAGCGCUGCCACCGCCCUGGACCCCCCGGCGCUGGCCCUGGCCCUGGUCCUGCUGCUCCUCGGCCUCGUCUCCCUCCUCAUCCUCACCGGCGGCAUUGGCCUCAUCCAGGACCCCCUGUUCUGCUUGCUCGUGGUGUUCUCCUUCGUGUCGGCCGUGGAUCUGCUGAUCGCGCUGGAGGAGGACGGGAUCGUCUCGGGCUUCAUGGAGCUCUACGUGCGGGAGGGCGAUCCCCACCUGCGCACGGCUCACGGGCUCCUCACCUGCUACUGGGACGGCACGGUGCACUACGGGCUGUGCCUGGCCAUGGCCGGGGCCGCGGGGCGCAGGAAGAGCUACCGGGGGCUGGGUCUCUUCUGGCUGGGCUCGCUGCUGAUGAGCGCCGUGGUUUUCCUGCUGGGCAACCUGAUCGGCAAAUACAGCCCCGAGCUGAGCCCGUCCUUCCUCCUCAACCUGCCCUACCUCCUCCUCCUCACCUGGGCCGGCCUCCGGCUCUUCCAGCAGCCCCGGGCGCUGCCGAGCCUCAGCCCCGAGCAGAUUGCAGAGGAGCAGCGCAAACCCCUCUACCAGCGGCCCUGGGACCUGCUCCUCAUCCUCAUCCUCAUCCUCACCGCAGCCUUCACCUUCUUCAGGGGGAUGGUGGUCCUGGACUGCCCGGCCGACUCCUGCUUUGACUACACCUACCUGCACGAGCCCUACCUGCGCGACCCCGUGGGCUACCCCAAAGUGCAGAUGCUGAUCUACCUGUUCUACCUGCUGCCCUUCCUCUUCCUCGCCAUCUACGGGCUGGCCCUGCCCGGCUGCUCCUGGCUGCCCGACUGGAGCCUGCUGUUCGCCGGCGCUGUGGCGCAGGCUCAGUUCGCUCACCUGGGCUCCUCGCUGCACUCCCGCACGCCGUUCCCGUACCAGACCCCCGACGAGGUGCUCUGGACGUUCCUCCUCUCCAACGUCCUGUACGCGCUGGGCCCGCAGCUGCUGGCGCUGCGCUGCCUGCGCUGCCCGGCCUUCUUCCUGCCCCCGGCCCGCCCGGGCCUGGCCCGCGCCAAAAAGUGCCAGUGACGGCUCCUGCCGCUCCCCCGGGGCUGCUGUCACCUCCCCGGGGCUGCUGUCCCCACGUCCGGUGCCUCUCGCCCCGCUUCAAGCGCUGGGAGCGGAGAUGUCCUCUGCGGUGUCCCCAGCGGUGUC
Passer domesticus (house sparrow) is the source of this 1569-nucleotide messenger RNA. It is a transcript of the gene TM6SF2, whose product is annotated as transmembrane 6 superfamily member 2. The record is from RefSeq and is a predicted model, not a curated record. NCBI's taxonomy places the organism in Eukaryota, Metazoa, Chordata, Aves, Passeriformes, Passeridae. Gene Ontology annotation, cellular component: endoplasmic reticulum-Golgi intermediate compartment membrane; endoplasmic reticulum membrane. The transcript is spliced from 10 exons. Gene Ontology annotation, biological process: regulation of lipid metabolic process; lipid homeostasis. Bases 319 to 1443 code for a protein of 374 amino acids.